Molecule: messenger RNA, 2160 nt
Organism: Adineta steineri
Lineage: Eukaryota; Metazoa; Rotifera; Eurotatoria; Adinetida; Adinetidae
Source: the annotation of a GenBank genome assembly
AUGCUUGAAUUACAAUUAAAUCGUGUUGAUUAUCUCAAAACAAUCUCAUCUGUAACACAGAAAUGUAUGCGAUUAUUACCUCGGGAUAAUGUUAAAAAAGACACUCAAAAAAUUGCAAUAGGUGAAAGUAAUGGUACUGUUCAAUUAUUUACUGUUCGAAAGAAAGAAACUACUGCUCUUUUUAAAACUACUCCUGGAAAACGUAUUUGUCGAGUAGAACUGGGUGGUCGAUUAGGUGAAAUAUCUGAUCGAAUAUUUGUGGCAUCAGAAAAUGAAGUAAAAGGUUUUUCAAAAAAAGGUAAACAAUUCUAUACAUUUGAUACAAAUGUCAAUGAUAUGAUUCGAUGCAUGAGUAUACUUGGUUCAAGUCUUUAUACAUGUACAGAAACAACAUAUACACAUUAUGUUGAAUCAAAAGAAGUGGAUACAUUAACAUUCGCAGCAAAAUUAAAUGAUAUUGUGGUUUUGCCACUUCCAAUUCAAUCAAUGCCUGUUGUUGCUUGUCAAGAUCGAUUAUUACGACCAUUGCAUAAAUCAUCGGUAUUAUAUGAUGCUGAAGUCCCUGGCAUUCCUACGACUUUAGUUCUUUCAAAUAAAACUGGAGGUCCAACAAAAAGUGAAAUUGUAUAUGGAACAUCAGAUGGUCGUCUUGGUCAAGUUGAGAUUGGCAGUAUUUCAGCAAGUACAAAAUGGGAAAUAGCUAAUCCAAAACAUUUAUCGGGUAUAAGUGCAAUUGAUUUUUUUGAUAUAUUAGCUGAUGGUGUGCCCGAUAUGAUUGUUGCACGUGAAGAUGGUACUGUUGAAGUAUUUAAUUUUGAAACAACUGAUGAACCUGUUCUAAAAUAUACUUAUAAUGGUACUGAAAGUAUAACUAAUAUUGAAGGUGGAGUUGUUGGUAAUCCAAAUUAUGAUGAAUUAAUAUGUUGUACAUAUCAAGGUUGGUUGUUUGGUUUAACUUCUCAACCAUUACAAAAUGAAUUAGGUGGUGAAGUUGUUAUGGUUCAAAAUGAUGAACUUAAAGGUCGAAUAGAUGAUCUGAAAAAUGAAGUUGAUGAAUUGCAAAGAAGAUUAACAAAAGAACGUGAACGUUAUCAAACUUUAAUUCAAACUGAUUCACGUGCAAUAUCAACAAUACGUGAAUUUCGUGUUAAUGAUCGAUUUCAAUUAAAUCGUGAUGAUGCAACAUAUAAUUUAAUAAUUGAAAGUGAAAUACCAAUUGAUAAUAUUAUUUUACAAUGUGAUGUUAUACUGGAUGUACUUGAUGUAGAAAAAAAUUCAGCUGUUAUGAGUUUUAGUGAUUGUGAUCCAAAAGAUAAUAAUGCUGUACUGGUUACUUAUCGUUGUCAAAUGAAUACUACACGUUUAGAGAUGCAUGUACGAACAAUAGAAGGUCAUUAUGGUACAUUACAAUUAUAUAUAACAUCAAAAAUUCAACCACGAUGUUCAAUGCUUCGACGACAUACAAUUAAGCCAUUAUCAUUACAUCAAAGAAGUUCAACUGCAAUUGAUCCAAACAAACGAAUGAAUGUAAUGAAAAUAACUGGUUCAUUUAGUUAUGCAGAAAUUCAUUCAUGGAUACAAUUUUGUCUUGCUGAUGUUCCAGAUCGACCACCAGUCGAUAAAGAAAAUCGAUUAAUUUACACAAAUAUAUUUUUACAAACACAAUUAGAAUGUGUAUACAAACAAGAUGAAGCUGUAUUUCGUUCAGAAAAUGUUUCAACUAUAUCAAUACUUAAAGAUGUAAUGAGUAAAAAAGCUACAGAAAAAAAAAUUACUCUAAAUAUUUCUUAUGAACUAAGUAAUGAAACAAUAGCAUCAACACUUGCUCAAAUCCUUCCCAUGAUUUCCUAUUAUAAAACAUUAACAGAUCAAUAUAAUUUAAUUGAUCCAUUAAAAGAAUUAGUUAUGGAUGGAUCCACUGAUGAAAUUUUAACACCUGAACAUCGAAAAGUACUUGACAAUGCAGAUUCUAUCCGUGAACAUUAUAAACAAACACCAGUGCAUCUCAAUCGUUUAUGUAGUAUGGUUGCUGAUUUAUUUAUUGACAAACAUAAAUUUGAAGGUACAAAUGUUAAAGCAAAACUUCCAAUUUUAUUCGACAAACUUAAUACAACAUUUACUCAACCACAAGUUUUUAUUGACUUUUUUAAUUCAUUAUAA